AUGACUUCAAAAGAAAUGACAUUUGAUGAUAGAGAUACUUACAAACUAAUACAUGCCAUUAUUCGAUGGCUUUCCGAAUUCCCUAAAAGUGUAAUAUCCACCGAUUGUACUCCUGAACAAUUUUUGCAACCAAUUAAAUUAUAUCAAUUAUUGAGAUUCUUAUUAUAUGAAGAAGAUUUUAAUAAUAUCAAUCAUAAUGAAAUGCAACUUGACAAAUUAUUCAACGAGGGAGGUGAGACCAGUCAAUUCCAAAGAGUUCUAUCUAAUCAAUUUGAUGCACAAAUUGAAAUCUUGAGGAAAGUCUUAGAUACUCAUUUUAGUACCAGAAUUGAUAUUUGCAGUGAUUAUAAUCGACAAUUAGCAGAAAUUGUUGAUUUUAAGAAAUUGAUUCUUUUCCAUGAUAAAUUUGAAGUCAAGAGGUUUUGUCAACAACUUGUUAAGAUUGGAACAUAUACUUCGAAAUUAAGUACAUUUGGUUUAACAAGUCUUGAAUUUUUAAUUGAUGAAGAUCAAAAUUUAAUAAAUAAAAUUAGAGAUCAACAACGUACAAAUGAUUCAGAAGAAUGUCCUUUUCUUCCAAUUGAUAAAGCAUUACCAUUCACUGCGAAUUCCAAACUGCUUGUCAUUGAUUCAUCCAAAUUUGAUAGCUCCAGAAGUGUAGAAGAAGAAGGUUAUUAUAUUCAAGAAGAUGAAAUUGAAGCAAUUCAUUGGGAAAAUGCUGUAUUUGAAAAGGUGAUUUAUGAUAUUGCUAGAGAAAUGAAUAUUCGACCAUAUCAGAAUCAUUAA
Molecule: messenger RNA, 786 nt
Organism: Hemisphaericaspora subhashii
Lineage: Eukaryota; Fungi; Ascomycota; Pichiomycetes; Serinales; Debaryomycetaceae
Exons: 1
Coding region: 1-786 (261 amino acids)
Source: RefSeq, a predicted model, not a curated record